CCAGAGCCUAGAUUUUAUUCUAACACAGGCGAUUAAAACAUGAGACUUGGGCUCUGAGCUGUCCUGUGUGGACAAUGUAGCUAGGCAAGAGAGGACACAGGAAAACCAGAAGGAGGCAAGCCAGAGUGGUGGGAACAGAGGAAUGGUGUAUUGGAAAGAUAUGUAGGAGAGAGAAAUGAUGUGAAAUGGAGGUGUAUUUUAAUGUGGGCCUCAAAGGAGAGGGAGAUGACAAGGACGGUUUCCUGGGCUGCAACACAGAUUCCUAGUGGAACACACACAGACACACACACACACACACACACACACACACACACACACACACACACACAGAGUCAUGGCUCGUCCUCACACUGCGUUGAGAGUCAGGCAAGGGGAUGGAUGGGGAGAGAAAAAGUGGGGAAGGGAAUGGAGCAUUGAUCCAGGGGCUGCUAUACUGGACACUGCUAUCCCUGGUUUGAGCCAGGAGAUGCUGAGGGGGGGGCAGUUUCCGACUGGACCGCCCACCCACGCCUGGCUGGACGUCUGGCAUCUCUGGAGCACCUCGAAGUGUUGGCUCCCUGCCGGCUUGUAGGGUGCGGCGCCGGCUCAUCCCCUCCAGCCCUGACUCGCCCAUUCCGCUGACCCGUAGGGCGGCGGCUCGGUGUGGUCCUUAGGCCAGCUGAGGUAAUCCAAGAACCCGGGGGUCGACCGAGGCAAUGCACUUGACUCGCUGGGCGGCAGCCGACUCCCGCCUCCCCACCCCGCACCUUCUGGAGAAGUGUGCGCGUAACCGCGACCAGGGUGAUCGAGGUGCGGAGAAGCGGGCAGCUGGCGCGUGCGCGUGGUCGUUGCGUGGGCGCUGCUCUGGAGUCGAAGAGCAUCAAGUGUGCGUGGGCCGGAGCCGGCGCGUGUGCCCGCAGUCGCUGUGCGCGGGGCGGGGGUGCCGCAAGUGCCUUGGGCGCGCGCAGCCUCGCACGGGCGGAGCGAGGAGGGAUGCGUGCGGGAACUUUUCGCCCGCCCCGCAAGUACGGGUCCCGGCGUUCAGAGGAGCUGUCCUCCGCCGCCAGCCCCGAGUGCCCGCCCCGCCCCCACUUCCGCCUCCCGCCUCUUCCUCGUUCCCGGCUCCCAGGGCCGCCCGGUCCCCAGGGAACCCCGCAGGCACAGCCCCACCCGGCCGGCGCUGCUCGCUCCCACGCCCCCGCCGCCGCCUGUCGGGAGCGCACCCAGCGAGCCAGAAGGCGCGGGCGCUGCAGCCCCACUUCUGUGCGUGUCUUACUCCAUUACCCCCAGGGGCUGACAUGGACCCAAAUCCACGAGCAGCCCUGGAGCGGCAGCAGCUGCGUCUCAGGGAGCGGCAGAAGUUCUUCGAGGACAUUUUACAGCCAGAGACAGAGUUUGUUUUCCCCCUAUCCCAUCUGCAUCUCGAGUCACAAAGACCCCCCAUAGGUAGCAUCUCCUCGAUGGAAGUGAAUGUGGACACACUGGAGCAGGUGGAAUUUAUUGACCUUGCGGAUCAGGAUGGAGCAGAUGUGUUCUUACCUUGUGAGGAUUCUCCUCCAACUCCCCAGAGGUCUGGAGUGGAUGACCACCCAGAGGAGCUGAGCCUGCUGGUACCCACGUCAGACAGGACCACAUCCCGGACCUCCUCCUUGUCCUCUGACUCCUCCAACCUGCGCAGUCCAAAUCCAAGUGAUGGGGGAGGAGACACUCCCUUGGCACAGUCUGACGAGGAGGAUGGGGACGGUGGAGGGGCAGAACCUGGACCUUGCAGCUAGCAGAGGCCCCUUACAAACUGAGCGAUCUGGCUGUUCUCCAUGGAGAGGAGACCUUAGGUCCACCAGAGCACUCUGGAGAAGACCUGACACUUUACUUACAUCAGCACCAAAGGGAGGGAAGGAUGGUGGAUGGUGUGCCUGAGAGUUAGCCUCCCCGCUUUACUGAUAACGCUGUCCUGCUGCCACGCCCCCACAGUGCUUUCUUCUGAGAUAGGACUUCCAAGUGAGACUCUCGAAGGUGAGGUGGGACAAGAUGCCACUGUUUUCUUACUCCCCUCCUGCCCCCAAAUGAUCCUGUAGUCUCCCACUAGUCUCCUAAGCCAGUGUCUCUGAGGGAAAGUUCUGAGGAGUUCCACUUUGCAGUUAUCCUGCCUCUAUAAGUCCUUUCUGGGAACAGGAUAUGGUAUAAAUAAUAAAUAAUACUGUACCACUCA
Rattus norvegicus (Norway rat) is the source of this 2188-nucleotide messenger RNA. NCBI's taxonomy places the organism in Eukaryota, Metazoa, Chordata, Mammalia, Rodentia, Muridae. The record is from RefSeq and is a predicted model, not a curated record.